AUGGAGGUGGUGCUGUGCAGCAGGAGACGACACUGCACGGUAGGAGAAGAAGAAGGGGGAAAGAGGAAGGCGCGGGGGAAAAAUGAGGGAGGCGAGCUGGGGGCUCGAGGAGGUGGCAGAGGGGAGGUGGUCGACGGCUAUGGGAAGCUAGAUCUGAUAGCAGGGGAAAGAAGGGGAUCGAAGGCAGUCAGAAGGAGGUGGGCUGGGGGCUCGAGGAGGCGAUCGGGGGCUCAGAGAGGCAGGAGAAGGUCGGGGGCUCUCGAUCGAGGGCUCGAAGAGGUGGGAGAAGGUUGGGAGAUCUCGAUCGGGGGCUUGGAGAGGCGGUCGAGGGAUCGAAGAGGCAAGAGGCAGUCGAGGGCUUGGAGAGGCAAGAGGCGGUCGGGGGCUCGUGGUCAAGGGCUCUCGAUCAAGGGCUCAGGGAGGCGGGAGGUGACCAGGGGCUUGGGGAGGCAGAAGGUGGCCGGGGGCUCAGGGAAGUGGUCGGGGGAUUGGGGAGGCGGGAGGCCAGGGGCUCUCGAUCGAGGGCUCAGAGAGGCAGGAGGUGGCCAGAGGCUCUAG
Messenger RNA from Elaeis guineensis (African oil palm), 558 nucleotides. NCBI's taxonomy places the organism in Eukaryota, Viridiplantae, Streptophyta, Magnoliopsida, Arecales, Arecaceae. The record is from RefSeq and is a predicted model, not a curated record.